AUGCUCCUCAGCUUUAUCAUUUUGGACAAUGACAUGCUGAUGCCUGGCCCCAUCACAAUGCAGCUGCUUGAGGCGCUCCUGCCACUCUUUGACCACGAAAAGGAAAAAAAGGCCCUGAAGACACCCCUGCGCCAGAGCCUGCUGCCCCUCUUCUUCCACUGCCAUGAUGAGAAGCGGCUUGUGGCACAGGCUUCUCAGGAAACGCUGCUUGGUGUGGCCGAGUUCCUGAAGAGAAGGGAUCUUGAAAGACUGGUGAAGAGGCAGAAUCUGUGGAUGUUCAGCGAGUGUCUGCUGGCAGAGGACAGGAGCCGAGCGGCCGAGCACCUGCGCCGGGCCCUGCCCUACCUGCGGAGCCCACAGGAGUCCCUGCGAGCAGCGGCCAUCAGGUUCAUGGGCAUGGCCGGGCGGCACCUGAGGGGGAAGAAGGAAGAGCUGCAGCUGAUCUGCACUGCCCUUGAACCCCUGACAGAGGACAUCAGCAGUGGCGUGUCGGACGUGGCACUAGAAACACUGUAUGUCCUCCGGGCACUGCAGAGUGAGCGAUAUUCCCUCUUCCAGAGGCUGCAAGAUCAGCUCCGCAGGGCAUGGAGGACACGGCCUCGUCUGGCGGGGCUCGGCUGGCUGCGCUGCUGCAGCUCUGCAGAGAGCUGAUGCCAGAGGCUCUGUCUGCUGGGGCCACCUGAGCCAGCUGGAAUUUUCCAUUUCUUUAAGAAUGUUCUUUGCUUCUUUUUGGUUUUUU
Messenger RNA from Zonotrichia leucophrys gambelii, 739 nucleotides. RefSeq lists its product as uncharacterized. The record is from RefSeq and is a predicted model, not a curated record. Bases 1 to 651 code for a protein of 216 amino acids. NCBI's taxonomy places the organism in Eukaryota, Metazoa, Chordata, Aves, Passeriformes, Passerellidae. The transcript is spliced from 6 exons. Gene Ontology annotation, cellular component: cytoplasm.